AUGCUCUCCAUUGUUGCAGCAUUCAUGUCCUUUGGUUAUUCCUCUUCAUUGGAAUGGGAACUUGCCUUCGCAAAGGUUGUCUCAGGGGGAGGACAGAGGACUACCAUGACAGGAGUCGAAGUUGGGAUAGACAUAUCUGCGGCUGAGAAAACCUGGAGAAUGUUUCAAGCAUUUGGCGACAUCGCAUUCGCUUUCUCAUAUUCUCAACUUCUUAUUGAAAUCCAAGACACAUUGAAAUCAUCAAAACCUGAAAACAAAGUGAUGAAAAAGGCUAACGUGAUGGCGUUGUUGACGACUACAACAUUCUAUAUGAUGUGCGGUUGUUUUGGCUACGCAGCAUUUGGGGAUCGUGCACCAGGCAAUUUGCUAACCGGCUUUGGAUUUUACGAGCCAUUUUGGUUAGUCGACAUGGCCAACAUUUUCAUUGUGGUGCACCUCGUGGGAGCAUAUCAGGUAUUUUCACAACCCGUGUUUAGCGCGGUCGAGUCGUGGGCUAACAUGAGGUGGUCCAAGUCCACAUUCGUAAUGGGGGAGUACCCGAUGGCCAUUGGCAACAAGUUCAAGUUCAAUGCCAAUUUCUUCAGGCUAACCUGGAGAACCAUAUUUGUCAUACUGGCAACCACUCUGGCAAUGGCGUUACCCUUCUUCAAUGACAUACUUGCCCUUCUGGGCGCCAUCGGGUACUGGCCGCUCACAGUUUUUUUCCCGGUGGAGAUGUACAUCGCGAAGAGGAGAAUCAGGAGGUGGACUAACCGGUGGCUCGGGCUCCAGCUCAUAAAUGUGGUGUGCUUCCUUGUUGCAUUGGCUGCAACCUGUGGCUCAAUCCAAGGUCUGAGUAAGGCUUUCAAUGCCAACAAGCCCUUUCAGGCCAAAGAGUAAAAUAACAAGCUCUUUAAAUAAUAUAUAAUCAUAUGAGCUAGUAUUAUCGGUCAUUGAGUUUGUGUCCAUGCAAGCAUUAUGUGAUGCUCUGCUAAUUAAUUAGAAUCUAUUUUGCAAGUGUUUGAGAAAUGUCUGUGAACGUUGUUUUAUUAGUUGAAUCCGUGACUUGGCUUUGUAUUAAACAAUUAUAAAUCUACUAUGCAACUCUAAUUUCUAAGCAA
Molecule: messenger RNA, 1100 nt
Organism: Camellia sinensis
Lineage: Eukaryota; Viridiplantae; Streptophyta; Magnoliopsida; Ericales; Theaceae
Source: RefSeq, a predicted model, not a curated record